This is a messenger RNA of Daldinia vernicosa, 4776 nucleotides long. RefSeq names its product xanthine dehydrogenase. The coding region runs from base 369 to 4694 and encodes 1441 amino acids. The record is from RefSeq and is a predicted model, not a curated record. Gene Ontology annotation, molecular function: iron ion binding; FAD binding; oxidoreductase activity. The transcript is spliced from 8 exons. NCBI's taxonomy places the organism in Eukaryota, Fungi, Ascomycota, Sordariomycetes, Xylariales, Hypoxylaceae.
CGUACGGUGGUGCAUUUAUAACAACAUUGAAUCAUUCAUGUCUAUAGGGCGAUGAAUUAUGCUUACUUUUGCCCCUCGAGCACACCAGAGCUCACUAUCCAGGAUCUUAUGCCCGAAACUUAUGCCCGAUCAGAGUGGGGGAUGGCAAUGAAUGACAUAACAAACCUACCUAAGCUAUGUUACUUCCAUCUUGUACGAUAGCCCAACAACGCCAGAAAUAUGCUGAUAGCUAUUAGCCAUGUCUAUACAUAGCUACUCCGAAUUAGAUGAAUAGGUAUCCAAGGUAGCCAGGACAAAAGGAUAAACUUGAAUAUUCAUAUUAUCACCAUCUACCACUACUCUCGCCCUCUAUUAGCUCUUAUGAAACCAUGGCAGCAGCUGAUAUACUCCCGAAGCCGCCUAUACCCGAGCUGCCAUCCGUGCAACAGGAUAUUCGCGCCCCAACUGCUGCCGAAGCUCUCACGUCUCUGAUACAGUCAACGUAUACUACCUCCGAGUUAUGCUUUUUCGUCAACGGCCGUCGAGUUACGGUUCAGAAUCCUAACCCAGAUUGGGUUCUCCUCGACUGGAUUCGAGCCCAGGACAACUUAAAAGGAACCAAGCUCGGAUGUGGCGAAGGUGGAUGUGGUGCCUGUACUGUUGUCCUCCAGACCGUCGAAGAAGGCAGGCGGUUAAGGCAUAGUGCUGUGAACGCUUGCCUUUUCCCCUUGGUUGGCGUCGAUGGGAAAAGUCUAAUUACUAUUGAGGGCUUGGGCACCGUUGAUCGCCCUCAUCCUUUACAAGAGAGGGUAGCAAAGAUGCAUGGUUCUCAGUGCGGAUUUUGUACCCCUGGAAUAGUAAUGAGUCUGUAUGCGCUCGUUAGAAAUUCUUAUCGGGAUGGAAAGUUUCGGCUUUCAGCUUCUGACGUUGAGCUGCAAGGCCAUUUAGAUGGAAACCUUUGUAGAUGCACAGGUUACAAACCAAUUCUUGAGGCUGCUAAGACGUUUAUUCUAGAGGAUUUGAAAGGCGAAUUGAUCGAAGAAAACAAACCCUCCUCCUUAAGUACUCCCGAGGAUGAAGACGGACUUCUGCAAAUGCCAGCAAAUGGAAGUGGGUGCGGUUCCUCGUCCAGCGGCUCUUGCGGGCGUCCGGGGGGAUGCUGCCGGGACCCAUCAACGUCUUCAUCUGGGGGCAGUGCCGACAGAGCAUCCUCUCAGGAAUCUGCUAAUACACGAGCAACCUCCGUAGAUUCAGGUAAACAUACGGCAUCGUCUUUCUCGUUUAUACCAUACAAUCCCGCAGCAGAAAUCAUAUUCCCUCCAGCUCUCUGGAGAUAUGAAGAGCGGCCUAUCUGUUAUGGAGAUGGGAGAAAGAUCUGGUUCAAACCUACAACUCUAGAGCAACUGAUGGAACUAAAAGAUGCUUGGCCUUCUGCCAAAAUCGUGGGAGGCGCUAGCGAGACACAGAUCGAGGUUCGAUUCAAGAAGUCCGAAUAUCGGGUAUGCGUCUAUGCGUCGGACAUCAAAGAGCUUAACAGCUUCAAAGGGCCUAGUAGUGAUGCCGAGCUCAAAACCCUUUCGGAAGUAUCGAUCCCAGGUAAUAUGCCGCUAACCAAGGUAGAAGACCUAUGUGCCACAUUAUUCACAAAACUCGGUGCCAGAGCAAGCGCACUCGAGGCGCUUAGAAAGCAGCUUAGAUACUUCGCAGGCCGUCAAAUUCGGAACGUUGCCAGCCUGGCUGGGAAUUUAGCGACUGCAAGUCCCAUUUCUGAUGCUGCCCCAGCACUACUAGCAGCAGGAUCUGUAAUCACUAUAAGAUCUAAGGGGAGGAACCCCUAUGACAUACCACUUUCGGCGUUCUUCAUUAAGUAUCGGACAACUCAGUUGCCUCCCAACGGUAUAAUCACACACAUCAAAAUACCACUACCGUCACCAGAGGCGCUGGAGGUAACGAAGGCAUAUAAACAAGCGAAGAGGAAAGACGACGACAUCGCGAUUGUGACUGCCGGUUUUCGAGUAUGCGUAAGUCAGAAAGGACUCGUCGAACAGGCGACAUUCGCGUAUGGCGGCAUGGCACCAAUUACCACACUGGCGGCUACGGCCCAGAAGGCUGUGAUAGGAAAGCAAUGGACAGAUAGUAUCACACGUGAAGAUGCUCUUCAGGCUCUUUUACAGGACUUUGAUUUAUCAUUUGGCGUACCAGGUGGAAUGGCUCAGUAUAGGAAGGUUCUCACCUUGUCACUAUUUUUCCGUUUUUGGCAGGAGAGUAUCGCAGAAUUAGGCCUUGCUGAAAUCGAAAGUGAUGCUAUUCAAGAGAUACACCGGGGGGUAUCUUCUGGGACUCGCGACCACGUUGCUACUUCAGGCACCAAUGUGGUGGGUAAAGAAAUACCGCAUCUUUCGGCCUUGAAGCACUGCACCGGCGAGGCAGAGUAUAUCGACGACAUGCCCCGGCAAAACAAUGAGUUGCACUGCGCUCUCGUCUUAUCAACAAAGGCACAUGCAAAGAUACUCGCCGUCGACUGGAGCCCUGCGCUUGAAAUGCCAGGAGUUGUAGGUUACCUUGACAAGGACAGUGUAUCGAGAGCAAAUAAUACAUGGGGUCCGAUCCGAGCAGACGAGCCUCUAUUUGCAGUAGACGAAGUUCAUUCGCACGGCCAGACAAUAGGUUUAGUCUACGCCGAGACAGCGUUACAAGCUCAAGCUGCCGCCGCCAAAGUCAAGGUAACGUACGAAGUGUUGCCGGCGAUAAUCACUAUUAGCCAAGCCAUCAAAGCCCAGAGUUAUUUUGAGCAUGGAAAGCAGUUGAAAAAGGGGGCAGCUAUCCAGGGGCCUCUUGACGACGAAUUCGCCAAAUGCGAGCACGUCUUCGAAGGGUUGACGAAGCUAGGCGGCCAAGAGCAUUUCUACCUAGAAACUAUUUCCGCAUUAGCGAUUCCGCAUGCCGAGGAUGGUUCCAUGGAAGUCUACGCCUCUACUCAGAACCUAGCAGAGAACCAGAUCUUCGUCUCUCAGGUACUUGGCGUACCGAUGAGUCGCGUAAAUAUGAGGGUCCGACGUCUUGGGGGUGCUUAUGGUGGAAAGGAGUCGAGAGUCACGCCAGCAGCAUGCCUUGUUGCUCUUGCUGCUAAAAAGGAGCGGCGCCCGAUGAGGAUAAUGCUAAACCGCGACGAAGAUAUGUCAACUAGUGGCCAGAGAAAUCCAAUGCAAUGUAAGUGGAAAAUUGGCACGGAUGCGAACGGAAUAAUACAGUGCUUCGAUGCGGAUAUCUAUUGCAACGCCGGGUAUUCUCUAGACAUGUCUGGCGCCGUCAUGGAUCGGGCCUGUACUCACAUUGAUAAUUGCUACAAUAUACCACACGCCUGGAUACGCGGGUGGGUGUGCAAGACAAAUACAGUAACGAAUACUGCGUUCCGAGGCUUUGGCGGACCGCAAGCGAUGUACUUGGCCGAGUCAUACAUGAGUGUCAUUGCUGAGCGGCUCAAUAUGGAUAUCGAUGAGCUUCGGCUCAAAAAUCUGUAUAAGCAGGGUGAUUUAACCCCCUUUUUACAACCCAUCGAUGUCGACUUUCACAUCCCAACCAUGCUGGAACAGCUCAGUGCCAAUGCAGAUUAUGAGAAUAGGAAGAAGGAAGUCCGAUUAUUCAACUCCGGGAACCGCUAUAGGAAGAGAGGGAUAUGCAUGAUACCUACCAAAUUCGGACUCAGCUUUGCCACUGCUUUACAUCUAAACCAAGCUGGCGCAUAUGUAAGAAUCUACGAAGAUGGCUCGAUCCUCCUUCACCACGGAGGCACCGAGAUGGGACAGGGUCUAUAUACAAAGAUGUGCCAGGUUGCAGCUGAAGAACUUGGCGUGAGCGUGGACCAAAUAUUUAAUAAAGAUUCUCAGACUGACCAAGUCGCCAACCCAUCCCCUACCGCUGCGUCGUCCGGUAGUGAUCUUAACGGUAUGGCUGUUAAGAACGCUUGCGAUCAGCUUAAUGAACGCCUAGCGCCCUACAGGGAACAAUUCGGACGGGAUGCUCCAAUGUCAAAGAUCGCCCAUGCCGCAUACCGAGACCGAGUUAACCUUGCGGCCAACGGAUUUUGGAAGAUGCCCAAGAUAGGGUAUAAAUGGGGAAAUUAUAAAGACCCCCUUCCGAUGUACUACUAUUUUACUCAGGGUGUAGCGAUCACGGAGGCCGAAUUAGAUCUUCUUACAGGCGAUCAUACCGUUCUAAGGACGGACAUAAUGAUGGAUGUCGGUCGUUCUAUCAACCCUUCGAUCGACUAUGGGCAAAUCGAAGGGGCCUUCGUUCAAGGACAGGGCCUAUUCACCAUGGAGGAAUCGCUGUGGACGCGAGAAGGUGAGAUAUUCACGAAGGGACCUGGGACUUAUAAGAUACCAGGUUUCUCAGAUAUCCCUCAAAUCUUCAACGUGUCCAUGUUGAGGCACGACUCGGAAGGAAAUGCCAUAAGCUGGAAGCAUCUGCGCUCCAUUCAAAGUAGCAAGGGUAUCGGGGAACCGCCGCUUUUCUUAGGUUCGACGGUAUUCUUUGCCCUUAGGGAAGCAGUCAAAGCUGCGAGAGAGAUGAACGGCGUGACGGAACCAUUGGUUCUUGACGCCCCAGCAACGGCGGAAAAGCUGCGCCUAGCUGUCAGCGAUGAAUUUGUCAAGCGCGCUGCUGUUGUCCCAAAAGAAGGAGAGACGAACUUCUUCGUUCGUAUCGAGGAUUAGACAAUACCAAGCACGCGAUGGGUUGCAGGAUUCACAGUGUCAUCAAGAAUGUAUAUUUUCAUAUAAUAUAUUACACGAAGGU